This is a messenger RNA of Labrus bergylta (ballan wrasse), 728 nucleotides long. Lineage: Eukaryota; Metazoa; Chordata; Actinopteri; Labriformes; Labridae. The record is from RefSeq and is a predicted model, not a curated record.
UGCUUCACACGGAACAGGAUGGCGUCCCCUUCCCCACACGACCGCAGCCGUAAAGAGGAGGACGAGGACGACCCUGUUGAACGGAUGAUAUCCCGCACCGGCUGUGCCGAGCUUCACUACGCAGUGCAGGAGUGCAUGGCUGAACACCAGGACUGGAGAGUGUGCCAGAGCCAGGUCCAGACUUUCAAAAGCUGUAUGAUGAAUUUCCAAAAUGCACAGAGAGAAAAGCUGAGGAAGCAGCAGCAAACCUCCACUUCAGCUGAGUCUGCAGCCAGCUGAUAUCACAACAUCCAGCUGAUAUGACAACAUCCAGCUGAUAUCACAACAUCCAGCUGAUAUCACAACAUCCAGCUGAUAUGACAACAUCCAAUUGAUAUCACAACAUCCAGCUGAAGCCCAAGCACAGGAACGGGAUGUGUUUUUCAGAACCUUCUUGUUCUGCAUGAGGUGGGAAGACUAUAAUGAUUUAUACGUCAAUAAAUUAAGCUUUCACUUUCUUAUGAUGUUGUUUGGUUCCCUCUAAUUGAAGUACCUGGUGAUGAAACUAUGUGUCUGUUUAUCUAUUAUUGACAGAUGUCAGCCAAAAGUGACAGAAAUCAAAACGUCACUUGCCACAAUCCUUUGUGAGGAUUUGUUUUCUUUACAAACGCAGAAGUACGUACAUGAUUUGCUCAGAUCAAGAGUUUGCGCAUACAAAAAUAACUAAAAAAAUAAAUAUUCUAAAAGAC